GCGUGCCGAAGGUGGCAAUCAACCAAGUGUGGAGAUGGCAACCUGGUCUGUUUGGACUUGUUUGGUUGCGGCUAUGCUUUUUUAUACAGUAACGCCAGUCAAUGGAAAUGAAGAGACUCAGCUCAUAGCAGGUAUUUUUAAGAACUACAAUAAGAACAUCCGGCCAGUGAGGGACCCGAAUGACCAGGUGGAGGUUCAGCUCAAACUCACCCUCACCAACCUCAUCUCCCUGAAUGAGAAAGAGGAGACGUUGACCACCAAUGUAUGGAUUGAGAUCCAAUGGAAUGACUAUCGCCUGUCAUGGAACACCUCGGACUACUACGGUAUCGACAUUAUCCGGGUACCCUGCACCACUGUAUGGCUGCCGGAUAUAGUUCUGGAGAACAACAUUGAUGGAAAAUUUGAUGUCGCAUACUAUGCUAAUGUGCUGGUCUACAAUAAUGGUCACAUAUACUGGUUGCCCCCAGCCAUCUAUCGCAGCACAUGUGCGAUAGAGAUCACUUACUUCCCCUUCGAUUGGCAAAACUGCACUCUGAUCUUCAGGUCCCAAACAUACAGCGCUAAUGAGAUCAACAUGAUCUUGGCCAUCGAUGGAGAGACCAACAAGCCCAUUGAGUGGGUGGAUAUUGACCCUAAGGCCUUCACUGAAAAUGGUGAAUGGGCUAUCAAGCAUCGGCCGGCACGCAAAAUUACCAACCCACGCUACUCCCCAGGUGACCUGGAGUACCAGGAGGUCUAUUUCAACCUUAUUAUCCAGAGAAAACCCCUCUUCUAUAUCAUUAACAUCAUUCUGCCCUGCUCACUCAUCUCCUCACUCGUUGUGCUGGCCUACUUCAUGCCUGCUAAGGCGGGAGGACAGAAGAUAACCAUGUCCAUUGCUGUCCUCCUGGCUCAGACUGUCUUCCUCUUUCUGAUCGCUCAGAAGAUUCCAGAAACUUCUCUCUCUGUACCUCUUAUCGGAAAGUACCUGAUCUUCGUCAUGUCCGUCACUACACUCAUCGUCACAAACUGCAUCAUCGUUCUCAACUACUCCUGCCGGAGCCCAAGCACGCACACCAUGCCACGCAAAAUCAAACAUAUUUUCCUGGAGGUGAUCCCUCGGUUUCUGGGUAUGACCCCACUAGUGGACGAGGGAGAGGAAGCUGGGGGGAUGAAUGGACUAAGGGAGAGGAGAAACAGCUUAUUUGGCCUGAUGCAGCGGGCUGAGGAGUACGUGCUGAAGCAGCCAAGGAGUGAGAUGAUGUUCGACAAGCAGAGAGAGAAACACGGACUCACACGAACAUUCGUGGACGCUAUAGAUGUGAGCACCACAGCCAGUCUGUAUAAAAGUUUGGCGCAAUCAGCACCAGAAAUUAAAGAGUGUGUGGACGCCUGCAACUUCAUUGCAGACAACACAAGAGAACAGAAUGACAUUGGCUCUGAGAUGGAGAACUGGGUGUUGAUCGGCAAGAUGAUUGAUAAAGUCUGCUUCUGGGCAGCCAUCUUGCUUUUUUCCAUCGGAACAGUAGCCAUCUUCCUCAUGGGCCAUUUCAACCAGGUUCCCGAGUACCCUUUCGCCGGGGAGAGUAAAAAAUACAGUCCUGAGUAAAGAGCGAGAGCUGUUCCUGUCUCACACAAAAAAGAGACAUUGAGAGAGAUCGAGACGGAGAGAAAGCACAAGCACAGUUUUAGACAUUUUGAAAAAGGUGAUGUGCAUUUUAAUUAGCAUUUAAUUACAACCCCGAUUCCAAAAAAGUUGGGACAAAUUGUAAAUAAAAAUGGAAUGCAAUAAUUUACAAAUCUCAAAAACUGAUAUUGUAUUCACAAUAGAAGAUA
Molecule: messenger RNA, 1815 nt
Organism: Neoarius graeffei (lesser salmon catfish)
Lineage: Eukaryota; Metazoa; Chordata; Actinopteri; Siluriformes; Ariidae
Gene: chrne
Product: cholinergic receptor, nicotinic, epsilon
Exons: 12
Coding region: 35-1588 (517 amino acids)
Biological process (GO): regulation of membrane potential; chemical synaptic transmission; signal transduction
Cellular component (GO): postsynaptic membrane; neuron projection; synapse
Molecular function (GO): acetylcholine-gated monoatomic cation-selective channel activity; transmembrane signaling receptor activity
Source: RefSeq, a predicted model, not a curated record